GUUAUCCGAAUCCUCGAUUAUCCGAAUGCUAGAGCAUAGUGCAAUCUGAGCAUGCGCAGUAGGAAAUUGCCCACGUGGCUGGCAAAAAGAAGCCAGCUGGCAUGUUUUGAUUAUCCGAAUAUUUCACUUACCCGAAUGGGCCCGGGGACAAAGGUGUUCGGAUAACCAAGGCUCAACUGUAAUACUUCAGCCUAUACUAGACUAUAAUAGUUCACACACUAAUUGCAGCAAGUAUAGACUAUAUAUAGACUAGAAUAAUUAAUCAACUGACACUGCAAGUUAUCUGUAGCUACCAGCAGAGAUGAUCCAACCAAUGGACCGGUACAACCAACCUCAUCCUGGGAUGAUGACACGUCCACACAAUGCAUCACCAAGGAAUCGAGUGACAGAAGAGUUUAGGAAGAGAGUGCAACAGUGGAACGGUGGUGACAACACAUUAUCAACUGUGAGGGGGAAUGAUCACUUUGGAAGACCAGUGGGUAUAAAUUCUACUGCCACUCGUAAUAAGACUGUACUCAAAUCAAGUCCAGAGCAGCUGGCAGCAGCCUCAGACAGAGUUGAGCAGGAAGCUGGGAAUACCAGGCCAUCAAUGUUUGGUGUGGCACUAUGUUAUACUGUGGCUAACGCUCCACCAGAACGUUCUGGAGUUAACAGUGAACUUGCGCAAGGAUGGAAGAGGAGACCAAGAAUUAAUCAGGAAAAGAGUCAGGUCAUAUCGGAUAAAAAUGAGAAUAUACUUGACUGUGUUGAUACCAAUACUAAUAUAGCACCAAUACAGGCUGCUGACAGUGAAGCACCAAUCAUCAAGCCAACAGAUGUAAAUCAUAAAACUUCAGCUAGGCGCAGACCCACCCCCCCUCCCAAGCCAAAAAAGAAAAUUUCGAUCAAAAAUAGUGACCAAACAGUAGUGAAACUACAAGAUGCUCAGGUAUCCCACACAAAAUGUCUUCAUGACGAAGGACAGAUGACUAUUCAGGUUGAUACCAACACCAACACAGCUAUCGGUCCCCAAGUGAAUAUACCAACACAGGCUGCUGACACUGAAACACCGAUCGUCCAGCCAAUAGAUGCAAAACCUAAAACUUCAGCUAGGCGCAGACCCACCCCCCCUCCCAAACCAAAGAAGAAAAGUUCAAUGAAAAAUAGUGACCGAACAGUAGUGGAACUACAUGAUUCUCAGGUAUCCCUUACUGACACGAAAUAUCUUCAUGACAAAGGACGGAUGACCAUUCAGGAAAUUGUAAAACCACAAGCUGCUGUGACCACUCAAGCAGGUGUUCAUGAACAACCACAACCACAACAAGCUUUGCUUGGUGAACAACAGAUCACUAACGCUGGAAAUGAAGGGUUUCCUACAACAAGAACACGAGCAAAUCCUUGUGAUGUAGCUGUUGAACAAUCUGCACUAACAGUUCAGAGUACAGAGUUAGAACAACUCCAGGCGAGAGAAGCUGCACAUCAACAGGAAGUCGUAAAAAUGAAACAGGAGUACAAGGGUGAACUGAAGACACAACUGACUGACCACAAUAAUACAUUGGCUGUCCUGACAUCACAACUGGAUGCAGCUAAGGUGGAGAAUGCCCGUCUGCUUACAUCAGCUGAUCAGACUCGGUUGGAUCAUCAGAGACAGCUAGUGGAGUUACAACAUGGUUUGAAUCGUAAAGUCAAAGCUGAUGAAAAUGUAUACAAAGCUAGCCUUCAACAUCAGAAAGAAGUGGAGCAAAGGGCAAAUCAACAAUUUGAGGAUAUCUUUCAACAUUAUGAAAAUGAAAUCCAAAGGCUUACCACAAAAAACGAACAGUUAGAGGCCAAGUCUAACUACAAGGAUGAGUUGGCUCCCUACAUCCUACCAUAUCUCCCUGAGCUUGGUGAGCAACAAGGCUCUGGGUCGUACGGAUCUGUCUACCCUAUACAACUGUAUGGGAUUUGUUGUAUUGCAAAACGAAUUCACGAUAUCUUGCUUGGUCAAGGGAGAGAAGAAGGAGUGAACUUAGAGGAUAAACGAGCGGCUUACUGCAAAUUCUAUCACGAAUGUGUGUUACUGAGUCGAAUUCGCCACCCCAACAUUGUCCAGUUCAUGGGUGUGUACUACGGGCCACAGAGAGAUUACGGGAGAGAGCUCACACUAGUUAUGGAGCGCAUGUACACGAAUCUCGAGGACUGCCUGAAACAGUAUAGUAAUAUUGAAAUGUGGUUGAAAGUGUCAAUUCUUCUAGAUAUUUCCCAAGGCUUGCUCUACCUUCAUUCUCGGGGCGUUGUUCACCGUGAUCUGACAGCUGCUAAUAUUCUCCUCACAACGAGCUUCCAUGCUAAGAUUGCUGACCUCGGUGUCUCAAGAAUAAUCAAUGUCCACCAUCAACAGUCGAUGAUUCCCGGGGCCCUCGGAUAUAUGCCCCCUGAGGCACUGACUGAAAUCCCAAAAUACGGCUCUGCUUUGGACGUCUUCUCAUUUGGUGUGCUAAUUCUGUUUGUCGUUCUACAAAAAUUUCCACAAUACUAUGACGAUCUUGUCACUCCCGAGGGAUUAAUUCACAAGGAAUCUCAUAUUCAAAAACGUUCGAAAUGGAUCAACAUGUUGCCGUCAGAUCAUCCGUUUGUUCAAUUAAUUUGUGACUGCCUUCAAGAUGUUCCUGAACGAAGACCCACCACUAACAAUCUUAAUUACAUGCUGAUUCAAAUUGCCGCGAUGCACCCCAAACCUUACCAAGAUAUUAUCGAUAUGCAAAAGCGUUAGCAACUUUAAUGGCCCAUGCACUCACUAUGCCGUCCACCAGUGUAAAGUUAGUGUAAAGUCAGCAAGUUAAAAUUACAGAAAUAAUCCUCAUGUAACAUUAAUGUUUAUUAACUCUAAGUGUAUUCAUUCAUUUUCCACUUUAAUGUCCUGCUAAAAUCAAAUUAGCUAUAGGUGCAGGUAUACCCGCUGCAUGCGUAUGCGGUACGAUGAUUAUAAGGCUAAGCUAUAAUAAUAAGUUUAUAUACGCAAUGCAUUGCUCGAUCCAGUUCAGAUGUUAUAAUCGUUUUCUUUUCGUAUGAACCACCUAGUUCAAGAACUUGACAAUUCUCAUAGCAAAUUGAAGCAGAGCAGACAAUUUCUAUCCACUGUCAGCAUACUAGCUAUAUACAGCAGUUUUAAGCACCUUUGCAACACACAUGCACACACACACACACAAUUAAUGUACAAACCCACACUGUGGUUGGUACUGGAUGUAAGAACCACGAAAUAAGCUGUGUCAGCAUUUUAUUAUUCUAUAGUAUCUAUAGUGUCCAACAUGGUGUCUUGUGUAGUGACCAAUAGUGUCCAAUAGUGUCUUUUGGUAUCUAGAUAAUGUCAACAGUGGUUCAGUAGUGUCCGCGGUGUCUAUGGUGUCCUAUAGUGUCUAUAUGGUGUCCUACAUGCAGCUUCUCAGUGGUGUUCAGUAGUGUCCGUGGUGUCUAUGGUGUCCUAUAGUUUCUCAGUGGCGUUCAGUAGUGCCCAUGGUGUCCAAUAGUUUCUCAGUGGUGUUCUGUAGUGCCCGUGGUGUCUAUGGUGUCCUACAGUUUCUCAGUGGUGUUCUGUAGUGCCCGUGGUGUCCUAUAGUGUCUAUGGUGUCCUACAGUUUCUCAGUGGUGUUCUGUAGUGCCCAUGGUGUCUAUGGUGUCCUAUAGUGUCUAUGGUGUCCAACAGUUUCUCAGUUGUGUUCUGUAGUGCCCGUGGUGUCUAUGGUGUCCUAUAGUGUCUAUUAUGUCCUACAGUUUCUCAGUGGUGUUCUGUAGUGCCCAUGCAUGGUGUCUAUAUGGUGUCCUACAGUUUCUCAGUGGUGUUCUGUAGUGCCCGUGGUGUCUAUGGUGUCUAACAGUUUCUCAGUGGUGUUCUGUAGUGCCCGUGGUGUCUAUGGUGUCCACGGUGUCCAACAGUUUCUCAGUGGUGUUUUGCAGUGCCCGUGGUGUCUAUAGUGUCCUACAGUUUCUCAGUGGUGUUCUGUAGUGCCCGUGGUGUCUAUAGUGUCCAACAGUUUCUCAGUGGUGUUCUGCAGUGCCCGCGGUGUCUAUUGUGUCCUUCAGUUUCUCAUUGGUGUUCAGUAGUGCCUGUGGUGUCUAUAUGGUGUCCUAUAAUGUCCUACAGUUUCUCAGUGUGUUCUGCAGUGCCUGUGGUGUCUAUGGUGUCCUACAGUUUCUCAGUGGUGUUCUGUAGUGCCCGUGGUGUCUAAAGUGUCUUAUAGUGUCCUACAGUUUCUCAGUGUGUUCUGCAGUGCCCGUGGUGUCUAUGGUGUCCUACAGUUUCUCAGUGGCGUUCAGUGUGCCCGUGGUGUCUAUGGUGUCUUAUAGUGUCUAUGGUGUCCAACAGUUUUUCAGUGUUGUUCUGUAUAGUGCAUGUGGUGUCUAUGGUGUCCUAUGGUGUCCAACAGUUUCUCAUUGGUGUUCUGUAGUGCCCGUGGUGUCUCUAUGGUGUCCUAUAGUGUCUAUGGUGUCCAACAGUUUCUCAAUGGUGUUCUGUGGUGUCUAUGGUGUCCUAUAGUGUGUAUGGUGCCCUAUAAUGUCCUACAGUUUCUCAGUGGUGUUCUGCAGUGCCCGUGGUGUCUACAGUGUCCUAUAGUGUCUAUGGUGUCCUACAGUUUCUCAUGCAGUGGUGUUCUGCAGUGCCCGUGGUGUCUACAGUGUCCUAUAGUGUCUAUGGUGUCCUACAGUUUCUCAGUGGUGUUCUGUAGUGCCCGUGGUGUCUAUGGUGCCCUAUAAUGACAUCCAACAGUUUCUCAGUGGUGUUCUGUAGUGCCCGUGGUGUCUACAGUGUCCUAUAGUGUCUAUGGUGUCCUACAGUUUCUCAGUGGUGUUCUGUAGUGCCUGUGGUGUCUAUGGUGCCCUAUAAUGUCCUACAGUUUACCGCUGAGAAACUCUCCACAGGCACUACUGAACACCACAGACAACAGUAGGACACUAUUGUGCACCAUAGACACCACGGGCAUUAUUGAACACCACUGAGAAACUGAAGGACACCAGGGGCGAUCCUAGGAUUCAGUCAAUGGAGGUGCUCAUUGCGCGCAAAGCGCGCCGCAAAAUUUUAACCACGCCCACUUUCGGGGGUGUCACGCCCCUUUUGUCGGCAACGCCCACUGUUUUCUAGAUGGUGCACAGUACUGACAGUAUAUACAACAGUGCAGUGCAGUACAGUGCCAUCAGCAAAUCAAGAAUGUUUAUGACCAGAAGCUCAAUUCGCCUGGGAUGGCAAACUCUAGCCAACUCUUCUUAAGGCCACUAAAAGAUUGAUCAGCUUACCAGGAGGUGACAGGCAGCGUACAAAGUAUGACCACCAGUACCUUGAUGUUGAGGAAAAGAGACUUUGUAGUUUACAUUGCAAACAUUGAUUAUUAUUAAUUUAUUGUACAUACAUGUAGGCUUAAUUAUAUAAUUAUACUAUACAUUCA
This is a messenger RNA of Halichondria panicea, 5399 nucleotides long. Its product is annotated as LIM domain kinase 2-like. Bases 302 to 2734 code for a protein of 810 amino acids. Gene Ontology annotation, cellular component: cytoplasm. The transcript has 13 exons. Gene Ontology annotation, biological process: signal transduction; protein phosphorylation. The record is from RefSeq and is a predicted model, not a curated record. NCBI's taxonomy places the organism in Eukaryota, Metazoa, Porifera, Demospongiae, Suberitida, Halichondriidae. Gene Ontology annotation, molecular function: protein kinase activity; ATP binding.